Molecule: messenger RNA, 3057 nt
Organism: Arabidopsis thaliana (thale cress)
Lineage: Eukaryota; Viridiplantae; Streptophyta; Magnoliopsida; Brassicales; Brassicaceae
Product: S-adenosyl-L-methionine-dependent methyltransferases superfamily protein
Exons: 7
Coding region: 536-2353 (605 amino acids)
Cellular component (GO): Golgi membrane
Molecular function (GO): methyltransferase activity
Source: RefSeq, marked reviewed
CUUGUUGGCACUUUUCCGAAACCCGACCAACUUCUGAGUUCUGACCACUUCUCAGUUAUUAUUUAUUACCAAAAGUGAAAAGCCAGAAUUUCCCAUUUCUUCUUCUCUUUUCUUUUUCAACUUUCAACUAUACAAGGAAAAAAGUGAGAAAAAAGCAUUGAGGAUAAUAUUAUUAGUGUUAGCUUAAAAAAGAGUCGUAAUUUUCAGUUAUGUGAUUGAUUAUCAAGCUUAAAUUUUUACGAUUCGAUUUGGGGUACUGCAAAUUUCUACUGUGUUUCGUUCUUUUCUCCCGUGAUAGAAAUCUGAGAUUUGUAAAUUUUCUUCUUUUAGCAGCUUUUCCAAUCUGGGUACUGCAAAUUCCUACUAAAUCGUGCUCAAGAACCUUACUUGCGGAGAUCCUGAUUUAGCUCCCAGAGUUUGCUUAGUUUUGAUCAAAUUCUUGGCCUCCGAGCUUAUCUCAAGUUUGGUUAAAGUACUUCUUUGCAGAUCUCUGUUGUUCAGUUGCGUUAAAAGUGGUUUCUUUAAGAUUUUAAAAAUGAUGGAGAGAAAACGAGAAAUGGGGAUUGCUUAUUUCGCGCGUAGGAUUAAACAGCCACGAGGGAUUUGGGUGAAGAUGACGUUCAUAGUUGUUUUGGGUCUCUGCUUCGUCUUCUUCUGGUCCUUCUUAUCUUCCUCUGCUUCUACCUUUAAUGUCCAGAGAGAAAGCUUCGACGACAUAGCUGAGCCAGUGUCAUCUCGCACUAAGUCAGCUCAUGAGGUGUCUGAAUCUAGCAAAUUACAUGAGAGAGGUAAAGUUGAAUCUGGUUCGAAAUCUAAAGAGGGGAAAAAAGUUGGAGGUUCGUCUGUUCAUAAACAUGAAACCAAGAAAAAGAAAGAGCAUGCUGUGUCUCAUCCACAUAAGAAGAAGGAUGUGCCAAAGCCUGUGGUUGAAGAAGUUGUGGUUAAGGAGGAUCAAGAACAUGAAGAGGCGGAAUCUGACGAUUCUGAUCAGUCUAAUAAGGAAGAUGGAGAAGAAGGAACUGAGUCAGAUGGCAAUGAAGGAGAAUCUGAUGGAAAUGGAGAUGGAAGUGUGGAUGAUUCAAGUGCAUCAGUUGAUGAAGAAGUGGAAGAAAAGAAUGAGGAAGUAACUGUAAACGAGAUAAGUAAAAAGAGGAAGAGGAAAGGUCCGGUGUUUGAUCCUAAAGCUGAGUAUAGCUGGAGAUUGUGUAACACUAGGAGCAAGCACAAUUACAUGCCAUGUAUUGAUAAUGAUGGGUUAAUAGGGAGGCUUCAGAGUUAUAGACAUAGAGAGAGGAGUUGUCCUAAGAAACCAGUUAUGUGUCUUGUUCCUCUUCCACAUGAUGGCUAUGAUCCUCCUGUUUCCUGGCCUGAAAGCAAAUCUAAGAUAUUGUAUAAGAACGUGGCACAUCCGAAGUUGGCUGCGUAUAUUAAGAAGCAUAAUUGGGUGAAUGAAACCGGUGAAUACCUAUCUUUUCCACAGAACCAGACUACGUUCAACGGAAAUGUUCUACAGUACCUUGAAUUCAUUCAAGAGAUGGUACCAGAUAUUGAAUGGGGGAAGAAUGUUCGUAUAGUGUUGGACAUUGGAUGCUCAGAUUCAAGUUUUGUAGCUGCAUUGCUGGAUAAGGAUGUUUUGACGGUGUCUCUAGGUUUAAAGGACGAUCUAGUCGACUUAGCACAGGUCGCUCUUGAGCGCGGGUUUCCUACUUUUGUCAGCUCUUUAGCAAGUAGAAGACUUCCUUUUCCUAGUGGAGUCUUCGAUACCAUUCAUUGUGCUGCUUGCGGAGUCCACUGGCAUUCUCAUGGUGGUAAACUUCUCCUGGAGAUGAACAGAAUAUUAAGGCCUAAUGGAUAUUUCAUUUUGUCAAGUAAUAAUGACAAGAUUGAGGAUGAUGAAGCGAUGACUGCAUUGACAGCUUCUAUUUGUUGGAACAUUCUUGCACACAAGACCGAAGAAGCAAGUGAAAUGGGAGUGAGGAUAUAUCAGAAACCAGAAUCAAAUGAUAUUUAUGAACUGAGAAGGAAGAAAAAUCCACCUCUUUGCGAGGACAACGAAAACCCAGAUGCAGCCUGGUAUGUGCCGAUGAAAACUUGUAUAUAUGAAAUACCGUCGGCUAUAGAACAACAUGGAGCAGAGUGGCCUGAAGAAUGGCCAAAGCGACUUGAAACAUACCCUGAGUGGUUAACCAGCAAAGAGAAAGCUAUGGAAGAUACAAAUCAUUGGAAUGCUAUGGUAAACAAAUCUUACCUCACUGGAUUAGGCAUCGACUGGUUACAUAUCCGGAAUGUGAUGGACAUGACAGCUAUCUAUGGCGGGUAUGAAAAAAGGAGAGAUCAUUUAUACUCUUCUUAGAACAGAAUUUUGGUGAUUCUUACUGGUUUUGAAUUCUCACAAAAUAAUCAACAGAUUUGGGGCAUCACUUGUGAAGCAGAAUGUGUGGGUAAUGAAUGUAGUGCCUGUGCAUUCACCAGACACACUUCCAUUCAUAUACGAAAGAGGCCUCCUUGGUAUAUACCAUGAUUGGUGUGAACCAUUUGGAACAUAUCCAAGAUCUUAUGACCUUCUUCAUGCUGAUCAUCUCUUUUCGCGGCUCAAAAACAGGUGUAAGCAGCCGGCUUCGAUCGUGGUGGAGAUGGAUAGAUUGACAAGGCCUGGAGGUUGGGUGGUUGUGCGUGACAAAGUGGAGAUAUUAGAGCCAUUGGAAGAGAUAUUAAGAAGCUUGCAUUGGGAGAUUCGAAUGACUUAUGCUCAAGACAAAGAAGGAAUGUUAUGUGCCCAAAAGACUUUGUGGCGUCCAUGAUUCUUUUACUUUUUUUUUGUUACUGUCUAUCUAUAGUUCUGUACAUCAUCUAUCACAGAUUACAGUUAAUUAUUUGUAUACAUCUUUCAUCUACUUGUCUCUGUCUUGUUUGUGGUUGGAAAAAAGACAUGCAUUUAAAGGCUAGUUAAAUGCUCGUUAGAUCGGUCGUUAGAAAAAUAACUAAAUAUAAGUCAUCAGAAAAUAAUGCUUAGUCAUAUUUGUGUUCAUAUCAGCUUUUGUAAAAACAGAGCAUUUG